AUGCAACAGAACUCCCCACUAAUAUCGCAUGCAACAGAUUUCAAUACAUCUGAUGAAUGGAAGCAACCAUCCGCUCGACGCCCAGCAACUCAGCGAUUGCGAACAGUCCGCAUUCUCACACAGGUCCAUCCAGAUUUACUCAUUCCGUACUUAUAUAAUGAGCGAGGAAGUCGCAGUAUUAAUGCCAUUGUACAUAGCACGGGAUGCACGAUUGACUAUUGUGCCUUAUCACCGAACGAGCCCGAGCGAUCGCCGCAGAGUCAGGCGUAUGUGAUGAAUUUUUUGAUGUCCGCACGCUCACGUGAAACGCUUGAGAGCGCCAUAAGACAAUUGAAUACGCUAGUGGAGCGAGUGCAGGUGUUUUUUCAAAAAAAAGCGAGAGUAAGUCAACCUGCAAGAAGCAUGGACGAGUUGUACAACAAAAGAAAUCCCUGUUAUGAACCAGUGAACAAUAUUCGAGAUCGACGAGACUUGAAAUCAAGAAUUUACGCUACAGAUGCGAUGGCUUUUGAUGGCGAGACUCUUUCGAAUAAUAGCUGGACUUUUGAAGAGGCUGAAGAAGAUUGGAAUGUAGCGAGAGGGUACUAUACUUUGGAUGGCUACACUUCAAGAAAGCGUCCGGGAUAUCGGAAUAUGUCGGAUGUGGAAUCAGAUGAAAAGAGCGAUUUUAUGACCACAGGUAGACAUUUUGAUGGCGACUUUGCUGAAACGAAAGCUUCGUGUGCAUCAGGAAACCGGUUUUCAGGCGAUUUCGGUGCAAGUCGUCGAGCACGACGAUAUCCGGGUCAAUCCUGGGUGACUUCGAGAAGUUACCCGAAUCAUGUACCGGAUCCAGAGUAUAGUAUGUAUACAGAUGCUUUACAGAGUGAAAGAAAACCUACGCAGCGAAUUAUGCGCGAUCGGCAGCCGCGCUAUACAUCAAAUAUUUAUGACCAGUCAGUGUAUGGUCCACAUGAAUACGAGGAUCCGUAUGAGGAUGAAAUUAAACUCACCUAUGAGAAUGAACGCUAUAAUGCGCCCCAAUAUAUGCGUCGAAUGCAUUCGAAACGGAGUUUAAAACGGCCGCUGAGCAACGUGCGAAGCGACAGGCCUGCGCCACCACCAAUUUAUCGGCAACGUUACCCUUUGAGAGCUGAGUAUGCAUAUGAUGAUGAAGAGGACGAAUGGAUGAUUGAGAACGAAGAUAUGGCAUAUGGCUAUGAUCCCCAGUCUUUUUUUGGUAAAAUGCCUGCUUUCCGUCGUGAACAUCGAAUUUAUAGUGGUGAUAAUCAUAGGUGGAGUAAUUUUGCCGCACCAGGGCACCUACUACCACAAAUGUAUAAACGACGUUGUAUUCCGCGGGAAAAUGUAUCAGUCGAGGAUGAUGAAAUGGUUUGUAGAGGUUCCCCCUACGAGCAUGUCAUUCGUGACAGUUCUAGACCUACAACAGAACGAAUGGAUCAGCAUGAUCAUGUAGUUGGUAAUGCAGAGUCACAGUCUGUAGAUGCACAACACAUUACGGAUAGAAUUGAUAUAUCGGCUGAGGACGAAUCGUCUGUGUCAAUUAUGAGCGAUUCAAGUUUCGGCAAUGCUGUUGUAGAUGCAGAGAACCGUCAAUUUUUGGCAAAUGAUAGCAUUGCAGCCAAUAGUGCGAUUAAUUUAGCGGUUGAUUCUGCCGGUGUGAAAUCAGGCAGCUCGGCACGAGUUUCUGAGCUUGACCAGACAAACGAUUUGGGUGCCGAGGUGUUCCAGUCCGCGUGCGACAGAGGUGUUGAGAGUGACCUAGAACAAAAUUGUGUAAGUUUUGAACUUGACUCUCAAAGUACUACAUCUUUAGAGACUAGCGACGUGAAGGCUGAUGUUGCGUCGCUAGCGAAGUCCAAUGUUAUUUCACUUUCUCCAAGUAACUUACCUGUAAAUCGUGUGGAAAACCCUACAUGUUCAACGACGAAAGAAGCCGGUUGCAAUGUUCCAUGCGAUGUCACGAGUGCUGCAACAUCCUCAGACGAAAAGGUUGAGCGACCGCAACUGAUAGAGCUUAACGUUUCACGAGAAGAUAAUUUACCUUUUCAAGCAUCGACAACUUCUGACACUGGCGAAUUCAAUCCUGGCGAUUCAAAGCAUACGCCUUUGGGGUCUGUAACUUCCUCCACAAUGGUUGAUAAUGUCCUGACGGACACGAUACGAAUUAACAAUCAUAUAAUUGCAUCCUUGGAGCGAGUGAACAAGGUGGAGGCAGACUUUGUUCUGUUAAGAAAAAUGCUCACCGAGCAAAAAGGUAAAUAUCAUCAAUUGUCGAAUAGAAGCACAUGCUACCACAGACUGGCAGUAUCAUGUGGCAUGAUAUACAAAGUUCAAUAUCAACUCAGCCUGCAGCCGAAUAAAUUGAACGAGACGCGCAAACAAAAGGUGCUAGAAAUGCUAGAUCAUUGUCUGGAAAAUCUAUUGAUUGACGGCGAACAGACCUUACAAGAAAAAACUGCCGCGCUGCAACACGAAGUGGAACAUAUUCUUGCUGUACACGGACUCGGAUUUCUUAAUGGAGAAUCAAUAGGCAAAUCAGUGAUUUCCGGGCAUGGCGACAAAGAGUUUUCCUCGGCGCACUCGAAUGUUAUUGAACACAAUAAAGAUAAAAGUGUUGACACAAUUAGUAGAGACUGGGAGAAUGAUGACGGUUAUACCGAGAGUACAUCAACAGAUCUCGCAAGGGAUGACGAUCUAGACUUUGUGUCGCAAUCUUAUUAUCCGAAAAACAACACGAUCUUUGAAGACGAUUUGUCUACGGUUAAAUUUGAGCAGAAGACAUCUACUUCUCGGCCCCAGAAAAUGCCACCAUUUGUUUGGUCUUUGUUAACACGGGCAAUUUCAUCUGAUCCGCAAUCAUACGUUAUGAGGGCGACGUCUAAGCGCCUUAUGGAUGAGAUUGCAAAAGGAGAUCCAUAUUAUUAUUUACACCCGACGAAAAUCGGCAACGACACCGCGACCUCGACGUCAGUGUUGCGGUCUCGAUCGUGUGAAUUCGGAUGUGGUGGUGCUUCAGCUGUGAAAUGGAAAAGAAAACUGGUCUCACAAAUCAAUUCACGCAUGAAGUUUUUUGACAACGUAGCUUACUUGCUCGCUCGUCGCAGCAGAGGCGAGGAGGCACUUAAUCGUAAAAAGAUGAAUUCAAUCAUUCGAAAGUUGCAUCUCGUGGCGAUGCAACUGCACUCGUUAGUAUCGCAUAUAUACUGCAUUCAAGGGCAAGCAAGGUGCAGAGAAGGUGAUUCGUUACCAACAAAACUAAAUAGCUCUCACUUUGCACGCAGGAUGGGUGUGUACAAAUCAAAAUUAAAGCUCGUGGUGCCGCUUACUUAUCAGCAGCAAUCAGCCUCACACCAACAGUGCAGUGCCGAUGAUGUAACAGAAGAUCUUCUUCAAGAUACGUUCGAGUUCUUUCCUGAGCUUCUUCUCUGCGUUGAUAUUUGGGGAUUCAAUUAUCGAGAAAGUCAAUCUAAGCGACACAUUAGCAAAGUUGUUCUCAGUGGUAACUCUGCUGGCUCAGACGUACACUUCCCGCUUGCAUUCUUACGCGAAGUUGAGGGAUCGGCGUUUGAUUUCGAGCAUGAUAACAAUGGCCGGCUUAGUCAAAUAUGCGAUGAACUAUUAAACCUUGUAUGUUUGUGGAAUGAUCUAAAGUGGACUGAUAGUUUGGAAAAUGUGGCAUUGGAUCGGGUGCUCUCUUUUGAGACAGAUGUCACUGCUAGCAUUUCGAAAGUAUUGGAUCUUUAUGCUCAUCAUUUGCAAGCUCUUUGGGCUGUGCGUCUGUUUGAUGAUCCUGAACAGCUUCAAAGCGUUCACUUUACGCAUCUCAACGCAUACUAUAGUGAUAGAAGUCAAAGUACGACUUCAAAUGGAACGAGUAGUGUUGACAGUGAUGUGAACGCUGUGGACUAUUUAGUGGCAAACGCAAUAGUGGAGCAACGUCAUGUUGAAAAGUAUUGGAACCGCAAAGUUACAACCUUGUCUGUGUACAACUCGGACGAUGACGCUUCAGAAUUGACUGAAAGAGGGCCACACACAAAUCAGCUUUUAAGUAUCGACGCGAUAUCUUCUUGGAACAAAGAUACCCUCCUGCGUUACUUGCUGCGGUGGAGUGACGUGUAUGGGAUUCGCACUGAUGCAAAUGUGCUUUCCGCUGUCACAAACCACAUGAUCAAACAUGAAGUUCAGAAGCACAUAUUUUCUAGACACAAUGACGAAUCUAAUCCAGUUGAAGGCGAUUCGAUGGUUGAUCUGUCGACUAGCAAACUCCUGACAGCCGUUAGACGCGCGCAAAUUUUGAUACAAGACGCUUUAAUCAUGGCCAAGAAGCUCGCGCUUCAUUCUGCGUGCCACCAACUUCUGAACGAGCGAAAAUACUCAUUAUAUGUUGAACCGGACAUUAUAGACGGUGAGGUCGCUUCAUCUAGCGAUACGCAAUCCCUCUGCACGACAAUGAACACUCAUAAUCAAGCUGUCUCGGAUUUAGAAUCUCACUCGGUUGCUCGUGGGUCUUGCGAUGCUGAAAAGUACGGCAGUGAUGCUCAGAAAGAGGCCUUAGACACUGACCCGGCCCAGGAUCAGCCGGAGGUGAAGGAUCUUAUCCAUUUGUUGGCAGUAACAAAACAGGAAAUGCAAGAGCUUUGUGGCCGUAGACCACGUUCUGCUCGUAUGCGGGAAAAGGUGCAGACACAAUCAUUGCAACUCGCUCGGCAGACGGUUGAAAUAUUCCGCAAUAUUCGGAACAUGUACGAGGCUCAGCGUCGAUAA
Plasmopara halstedii is the source of this 4767-nucleotide messenger RNA. RefSeq lists its product as uncharacterized. The coding region runs from base 1 to 4767 and encodes 1588 amino acids. Lineage: Eukaryota; Oomycota; Peronosporomycetes; Peronosporales; Peronosporaceae. The transcript is spliced from 2 exons. The record is from RefSeq and is a predicted model, not a curated record.